AUGAUCGGAAAUCUACAGGAGACUGUAUCCCAGCUUGUGUACCUCAAACGUGAUGUUAAAAAAUUAAAAGACGAGAUUGUUUCAAAAGAUAUUGCUAUAGCAACAAUGGAGAAGCUUCAAUACGAUUCAGACACGCAAAUAGCACAAUUUACUUGUGUUAUUGAAGAGCUGAGGGAAAAAUUGCAAGAAACAGAAGCCGAACAUAAAAAUAAGAUGAACAUAGUAGUGCUAGAAUAUGAGGAAAAAAUCCAACGAAGUGCGGCUGAAGUAGCACAGCUACAAGAAAACCUCACGAUGCAGGCUGCUCGCACUGAGGCUAACAUUGAAGCAUAUCGAAGGAAAGUGGAAGAUUUAGAAGAGAAACUGAAACAAAGUAAAUUUAAAGAGUAUUUAGCUCAAAACACCUAUCCUUCAGAAGGCCAAUAUGAAAAUAGAGUUGAACGACCAUAUUCUAUGAACAAGAAUUACACCGAUUCUUUUUCUACUGAGUAUUCUACGAGUAUACCAGAAAGCCCAAAACCAAUGCCCUGUCAAAUGGCAAGUACACUUAACAAAGCCGUAAAAUCUCCUGCAUUACAAAUUAUGUAUAGUGACACAAAAACUCCAAAUAUGCCUAGAAAUGAUAAAAAAGGACACUUUAAUAUAACAAAGAAAAGAAAACUGUACAACGAAAAGGACUUUCUAAACCAG
Molecule: messenger RNA, 690 nt
Organism: Brenthis ino (lesser marbled fritillary)
Lineage: Eukaryota; Metazoa; Arthropoda; Insecta; Lepidoptera; Nymphalidae
Source: the annotation of a GenBank genome assembly